GCCACCUCAAAAUCUAUCUCUCAAGCUCAUACUAAAGCGAGCGCAUCUAUUCUUUCUCUAGAUCCGUAUACAUCUAUCUGGCUAGUCAGCUUGAAUAUAUACUUCUUAUUAUAAACAUUAGUUCAAAGUUCAAACUCAGUUGAUCGAAGAUCGCGAUUUGAUGAAUAUGCUGCCCAACAAGAAGCGUGAGGCUGAUCGUUUUGGUCAGAGAGCAUGGAAGCUGCUGCGUAUCGCAUUGCUAUGGCCAAGAAAGGGCGGCGUCUUGAAACACCACCUCACGAUGCUGAGGGUCGUUCCCAAGUUCCUUAAGAAUCACCUUGGUACAAAUGCAUCAACCAAGUCAAGACCACAAAUCCAUUACUUUGAACGCGAGCUCUCCUUCGACAAGACCCCCCUUUUCAACCUGAAAAUGCAUCGUCCACCAUCCAUGCGCUUUAUCAUUCCUUGCCUUAACCCCCCACUGGUACUGCAAGACGACGACGACCACCUCUUUCAUUCUGAUAAAUAUUAUGAUGAAAAUGGGGGUGAUUCUGAUCUCGAUGAAAAUGGGGGCGAUUCUGAUCUGGCAAUAACAUUGUCAGAAGACUAUAAUGCAGCUCCUUAUUCAUGUGCUAAUUAUGAGGACGAAGCAGUUGAUAGAAAAGCAGAUGAGUUCAUCGCUAAAUUCUAUCAGCAAAUGAAGCUGCAGAGGCAAAUUUCAAACAUACAGUACAAUGACAUGUUAAAUAGAAGCACAAACUAAGCAACUUUCCCUGCAAUAUUUUCACUCCAGCAUCAACUCUAUCGCCCUUCUAGUUUUAUUUCUUUAGGUACAUUUCAUAAUGUUUUGCAACAGGCACUGCUGCAUUUUGUAGACACCGGAGUUCAAAUGACUGAUGUGCUUUCUAUAAACAAAUCAAUUCUUUAAUGUUAAAGCUUCAGAUUUCAGUUUGUUAACGAUACAUUAUGCAACUAACCUAAUAAAAUUAUGAAAAUGGGACCAAAAUGAAU
Molecule: messenger RNA, 990 nt
Organism: Argentina anserina (silverweed cinquefoil)
Lineage: Eukaryota; Viridiplantae; Streptophyta; Magnoliopsida; Rosales; Rosaceae
Exons: 1
Coding region: 161-742 (193 amino acids)
Source: RefSeq, a predicted model, not a curated record